UUAUUGAGGUCUAUCAACUCAGUCCGAUCCCAUCAUGGCCCACAUCAACACAGUCUGCUUCGUAACUUUACUGUGGGCGCUCGCUGCGUUUGGACAGGAAUUCUUCGUCAUCUCAGAGACAGACGACACUGGUGAUUAUGGAUAUUACUAUGAUUAUGCCACUGAGACUCCAGCAGGAGAUUUUGAUUUGACAGGUGAUGACUGGUUGUACGACCUCCUGGAUACCACAGAUGAGUGUGAUCCAAACCCGUGUCUGAACAGAGGCGCCUGUGAACACUCGGCUCUCGAGGGCUUCACGUGUUCAUGCCCUGAACCCUACACAGGGAAGAAGUGUCAGAAAGUCAAAGACGUUUGCAGGAAUGUGAAAUGUGGCCACGGCAGCUGCGUCCUCACGUCCACUGCUCCCUUCUACGAGUGCAAGUGCAGACCUCCGUUCAGACCGCCCAACUGCAAGAAAGCUUCUCCCUGCCGACCCAAUCCCUGUCAGAACGGAGGCUCCUGCAUGAAGGGCCCCAGACACUCGUCCUUCCAGUGUUUCUGUCCUAACGGAUACACUGGGAAAUUCUGUGACGUGGGUCCAGAUGACUGUUACCAAAAGGACGGAGAGUUUUACCGCGGCAUGGUGAGUGUGACUGCUGAGGGGGAGGAGUGUCUGGACUGGAACGCCUACUUCAUCGUGCAGAACGGGGGGGAUCCCUUCAAAGAGUACGCAGGCUUUGAUGGAAUUGGACCACACAACUACUGCAGGAACCCUGAUGGAGAUGAUCAGCCCUGGUGCUUUAUUAACAAAGAUGGCAAACUGAAGUGGAACUAUUGUAACGUCAGGAAAUGUUCUGCAGUUCCAGCUACCAUACCGACCAUCCAUGAAACAGACCCGACUCCAGCCAAACCGAGCGUCACUCCGGCUCAGUUCUCUCAGUGUGGAAGGCCCCAGCCCGGCCGCUCGUCCAGGAUCUUUGGAGGGAGGAAGUCUCUUCCUGGGGCUCAUCCAUGGCAGGUUUCCCUGCAGACCAGAGCCAAAGGUUCCUCUGGACCGUUCAGCCACAUCUGCGGCGGCAUCCUCCUCGAGUCCUGCUGGGUCCUCACUGCUGCGCACUGCAUUAAAAGUGAGGUGGAAAUGCAGGUGGUGCUGGGAGGAGUGGACAUAGAGAAGGAUGAGGUAUAUGAUCAGGUCAUUCCUGUGGAGAGGGCCAUAAUGCACGAGGAAUACAAGAUGACUGCCUUUGCUCUUUAUAAUGAUGUUGCCAUGCUUCAGCUGAGAGUCACAGACUCACCGUACUGUGCCAAAGAGACACGCUUUGUGAAGACGGCCUGUCUGCCAGACCGGCCCUUCAGCAGUGGGACGGAGUGUGUGAUCUCAGGAUGGGGUGUGACUGAAACACCUCGUGGAAUUUCAUCCAAUUCCCCUUUGCUCAUAUCACGCAUUUACAUCGGGAAACAGGAGAAGUACGGUACCAACCAGCUGCUGGAUGCUCGUGUUCUCCUGAUCUCCCAGGACAAAUGUAAAUCCCCCCACGUGUACGGAGACUCUCUGGACGACAGCAUGUUCUGUGCAGGCAACAUGAACGGGGGAGUCGACUCCUGCCAGGGAGACUCCGGGGGCCCUCUGGUGUGCGAGCGGAACGGGACGCACUACGUUGUCGGCGUGGUGAGCUGGGGCGACGGCUGCGGCAAGAAGUACAAGCCUGGUGUCUACAGCAACGUGGCCAGAUUCAUCGACUGGAUCGCUUAUCAUUUACUCGAGAGUUUCAGUGUAUUCUGCACCAUGCUGGCUGCAGGGGUCCUGUUCUUGACCCUCAGUGUUCUAACAGUCCACGGAAAUGAGACGGCUCUGGACACAUCAUACAUAUAUUAUGGAGACGAACCCACAGCCUCGCCAGGAAUUUUGCUCUAUGAUAACGACUGGUUGUUCGACCUCCUGGAUGAGUCCAAUGUUUGUGAUCCAAACCCGUGCUUCAAUGGCGGCUCGUGCCAACAUAAUUCAGAUACAGAGUUUCAAUGCUACUGUGUUGAGCCUUUCACCGGCAAGAGGUGUCAGAGAGUGAGAAACAUCUGUGCAAAUGUGACCUGUGGUCACGGUGAGUGCGUCAUCAACCUCAACAAACACCCAUUUCACGAAUGCAACUGCAGACCCCCAUACCAAGGGCCCGACUGCACGUUAUUGCCAGAAUCUGCCUGUGAGCCCAACCCCUGCCAGAACGGAGGCUCCUGCAUCCAAGGGGAACGGCGCUACCGCUGCUCCUGUCCUGAUGGAUUCACGGGGAGGUUCUGCAGGACUGCUCCGACUGACUGUUACUCUGAGAAUGGAGAGACGUACAGGGGAGUUGUCAGUACCACGGAGGACGGGAUGGAUUGUCUGGACUGGGAUUCCAAUUUAAUCUAUAUGGAAAUGGGCCCUAUUGUCAGCCUUUUCCCAGAAACCAGUGGACUGGAAGAGAACUACUGCAGGAACCCGGACAGAGAUGAGAGGCCUUGGUGUUUUUACAGAAAGGGAACUAAACUGCAGUGGGAAUACUGCAACGUCAAGGAAUGCCCUGAAGAUCAAGUCACUCCACCUGCGACAGUCGAACCAGACACAGACUCCACCCAGUUCUCCCAGUGUGGAAUAUCUCCGCUCCCUCUGCCCUCUUCACCAUCUUGCAUCAGCAGGAUCCAUUGUGGCAAUAAGCCUCCACGCGGAUCCAUCCCCUGGCAGGUGUCUGUGCAGACAAGACCCAAGGGUUCACCCUUUCGGUAUAAACACUGGUGUGGUGGGAUCCUGAUCUCGUCCUGCUGGGUCCUCACCGCCGCCCACUGUCUUGAACCAGGAAGUGAAUACCAGGUGGUGUUGGGAGGAGCGAACAUAGACAAGAUGGAGGAGAUGGAUCAGAUCAUCCCAGUCAUACAAACUAUUAAACACGAGAACUUCACUUAUUCUUCUCAAAUACCGCACAAUGACAUUGCUCUGCUUCAACUCAAAGUCCUGGACAGUCCUUACUGUGCGAAGGAGACAGAGUUUGUGAGGACCGCGUGUUUACCAGAGCAGGAUUUCCCACCUGGAAAGCAGUGUAUGAUCUCAGGAUGGGGAGCCACCGAAAACAAGACGCUCAGCAGCCAGCUGUUGAAUGCUCGUGUUUUGCUGAUACCUGAAAGGAAAUGCAGUGCACCUCAUGUCUAUGGAACUUUACUGGACGACAGCAUGCUGUGUGCAGGGACUCUGAAGGGAGGCGUUGAUGCCUGUCAGGGUGACUCAGGCGGCCCGCUGGUGUGUGAGCAAAAUGGCACACAGUACGUCACUGGUGUGGUGAGCUGGGGCGAUGGCUGCGGUCGGAAGAACAAGCCUGGUGUCUACACCAAUGUGCUCCAGUUCCUCACCUGGAUUAAAAGCAAGAUCAGCAGAGCGUGAAUCAAUUGAGCUGAGAAGUCGGAGAAAGUACUUUAGGAAGAAAAUGAGACGACAGCUUAGUUUGCCUUGA
This is a messenger RNA of Paralichthys olivaceus (Japanese flounder), 3455 nucleotides long. NCBI's taxonomy places the organism in Eukaryota, Metazoa, Chordata, Actinopteri, Pleuronectiformes, Paralichthyidae. The record is from RefSeq and is a predicted model, not a curated record.